AUGCUCUCCACCAAGACCAUCCUCACCAUCUCGGCGCUCGCGACCGCCGCCCUCGCUGCUCCCAGCGUCGGCAUCGACGACAAAGGCCUCGGCUACGGCGGCUACGGCAACAAGGGAGCCGUCGCAUACGGCGGUGCCGCCGAGAAGGAGCAAGCCGCCGACUGGGCGAACGCCGAGAAGCAGGCCGAGGCCGCCAACCACGCUCAGGCUGCUCACUCGGGCGCCGAGCAGGUUGCUGCCCACAACAAGGAAUACAACCACGCCAACGGCGCGUACGACAAGGCCCAGGGCAACGCUCAGGAGUGGAAUACCGCCAAGAAGUUCGGCGGAAAUGCUGGUCACGGCAACGCGUACAACAGCGGUGCUGAUGUCGCCGAGCACGAGGCUCAGAACAACGGCCACGCCGCUGCUUACGGCUCGAAGCUUGGUGGCUACGGCGGAUACGGCGGCGCCAAGGGCAAGGCGGUCUUCCUCUUCGACGGCAUCAAGAAGGACAUCAACAACCGCGAGUUCUACUACGAGGAGUUCUGCUACAAGCAGUUCAACAUCGCCGAGCAUAACGCUGAUGUUGCCAAGCACAACACGGCUGUCGUCGGUGGUGCUGCCGGCCUCGGCGGCAGUUACGGCGGCGAAGGCUUGAAGGACAAGAGCGGCGUCCACAAGCGUAGCGUCCUCGGCGGCGGCCUCGACGGCGGCAUCUUCGACAAAGGCGCAUUCCUCGACGGAUGGGGUUCGAUCGACGCCUUUGACGGCGGAUACGGCGGCAAGGGUCUCGGCCUCGUCGGCGGCGCGUACGGCGGCAAGGGCUUUGUCGGCUCGGGCUACGGCGGUGCUGCGAAGCAGGGCCACGCCAACGAGUGGGCCGACGCCGACCACUACAACAACGGCGCCAACUACGCCAAAGCGCUGAACCUCCAUCAUCCACUCUCGCUAGGCUAUGGCUCCGGCUACGAGAGCAAGGGGUUUCCUGGGCUCGAAAUCUGCUGUCGACCUCAGCACCGCCCUUCGCGGCUUGCGGGAGCGAACGUCAUCUGCACUCUCGGAUUGGCGCAGUCCGUGGCUUCCGAGCGGGGAGACGAGGCGUGA
Molecule: messenger RNA, 1086 nt
Organism: Rhodotorula toruloides NP11
Lineage: Eukaryota; Fungi; Basidiomycota; Microbotryomycetes; Sporidiobolales; Sporidiobolaceae
Exons: 13
Coding region: 1-1086 (361 amino acids)
Source: RefSeq, a predicted model, not a curated record